AUGGCAGAUUUGUACAGCAAUGACUCUUUUACGGUGCCGGCCGCCAGUCACCGCACGUAUUCCGACAAUGGGCUGUCUUGGCCGAAUCGCAAGGCUGACUUUAUCGGCACGUUGGUUCCUUUCAUGGUCCUAACGUGGGCCGCCGUGGCUCUUCGGCUUUACACUCGACUGUGGAUCAUGCGAGCCCCAGGCUGGGAUGACCUAUUUAUUGGUCUCGCUUUGCAGCUCUUUUAUCUCUCAAAUGGCGCUUUCACCAUGAGCAACGCGUUGGUCAAGAUCUCCCUUCUGCUCCAGUACCUACGCAUAUUCGUAGACCGCCAGGUACGGCGAAUCUGUAUCACGCUCACGUUUAUCACCUGCGCCUACGGACUCGCUUUUGCCUUUCUCGCCUGGUUUCCGUGUAUCCCCGUGGAGGGAUUCUGGCACCGAGACCUGGACGCGUUUUGCUAUGGAUUUGGUUCCACGGACAACAAACAAGUAUAUGUGACGGUACUUCUUGCCAACCUUCUCAACAUGGCGCUCGAUAUAGCGAUAUUCGUUCUUCCAAUCCCUCUCCUCUUCCGGAAGGAUACCGUGCGAAACACAAAACUCGGGCUUUUGGCUUUGUUUGGCCUGGGAAUAAUCAUUAACAUAAUUGCUGGUCUGCGCCUCGCUGCCAACCAGGUUCUGACCGAACAGGACAUGGGCAACGACUUGCCAUUCAAGUUUCCAAAGAUAUUCACGCUCGGAGAGGCGGAGAACAGACUAUCGGUCAUCCUCGCCUCAAUCCCGGUCUUUUGGCCCGUCGUCACACAAAAGAUCCAGGAGGUCUUCAUCACGAGGGAGUUCAGCGUCAACAGCACAUAUCAGAUCUCAUCCGAGCCCGGGCGGAACUGGAGGGAUAGUGACGACAAGCUGGCGCGGUACAAGGGCAGGCAAGGAACUUGCGAAGACAUAGAAUUACAGGCUGCGACUGGCAAGCGCGGGAUGGAGUAUCAGGAAGAUGAGGUUCUGGAGGCCGGUAUGCGGCAUCCAGGGCGGCUGGUCGAUGUGGAAAGCCACACAAAUGCUUUAUCCAGGCCGUUCGUGGAAUCUGAGGGCGCAAAGCAGAGUGUCGUUUAUGAGGUUAGAGCAGAUACCUUUAGAAGUGCCUCACACAAGUGA
This is a messenger RNA of Diaporthe batatas, 1143 nucleotides long. RefSeq lists its product as uncharacterized. The record is from RefSeq and is a predicted model, not a curated record. NCBI's taxonomy places the organism in Eukaryota, Fungi, Ascomycota, Sordariomycetes, Diaporthales, Diaporthaceae. The transcript is spliced from 5 exons. Bases 1 to 1143 code for a protein of 380 amino acids.